Lytechinus pictus (painted urchin) is the source of this 4126-nucleotide messenger RNA. RefSeq lists its product as uncharacterized. The transcript has 10 exons. The record is from RefSeq and is a predicted model, not a curated record. Bases 88 to 2439 code for a protein of 783 amino acids. NCBI's taxonomy places the organism in Eukaryota, Metazoa, Echinodermata, Echinoidea, Temnopleuroida, Toxopneustidae.
GUAUUGUAGCGCUGUAUUGUUGAGAAAGUUUACCGAGUUCUUUUUGGAAAAGUUUUGUACAUUUGUGAUAUUUGCGAUAAUAUCAAGAUGCCGGCGAGAUGCAUCGUCGGAGGUUGCAGCAACACUACGAAGGAUGGUGCCAGCUUGCAUUUGUUUCCCAAAGAUGCAAAUUUACGCAGAAUAUGGGUCUCGAAAGUGAAGUUGACCCGAGCAAAUUGGAGCGGCCCCAGUGACUGGAGCGUGGUGUGCAGUAGCCACUUCGAAGAUGCGGAUUUUGAUGACGGGUUGCAUGCUGCUUUUGGCAUGAAGAGGACCCGGCGGCUGAAGCCCGACGCUGUGCCUAAAAUAAAGAGUGGGUCAUCAAUGCAAGUAAAGAGGAGUGGGUCACGGACAGCAGCGGACAAACGAAAGAAAAUGAGGAUGCUGGAUGAAUUGCUGUCAACAUCUGUUGAAGCUAGGGAUGCUGAGGAGCAAGGGUCAGCAGUGGAGCCUGCAUCAAUGGAAAGUCCAUCAGACACUGAUGAGCCAGGAUGCAGCCAAUGGACAGAUGAACAUUCAUCUGAGUCUGAAGAAUCCUUUGAUGAACAGCCGUUCAAAGAUCCAGCUAUGGAAUUUCAGCAGCAUGGCCAUACAACCUCUGUUGGGAUACAGGUCUCUGUAGCAACAAGAGUUAAACGGUCCCAAAGGGUUGUACUUCUGCAGAACACAGGUUCACAGAUACCACCCGAUAUUCCAGCCUUUAUUUCAAGAGGGACCUCUUUUGACAAAGGGGAUAUACCAGAAGAGAAAGUUGAUGCGAAGGAAGCGGAGGAAGAAAGGUUAUCAUCUCCAGAAAGUGACGCCGCAGAACCCUCCUCACCUGGAUACAAACCACCAUCAUCUUCAUCUUCAUCAUCAGAUGAGCGUGUUAUUGCCAAGCCACAAAAAAGACAGAGAAAACGGAAAAGGCGAUCAAGCAAAAAGGCCACAUGGGAAGCCCCAGCCCAAGGUAUUCCUCCACACAAGGAAAAAAAAUACAUUGUAUACGAGUCUAAGCUUUUGGAGCUGUUGCAGUUUUGCCCAUCCUGCAAGUCUGCAAAUGUGUCCCUUGUAAAGAGGGAAGUUGGAAGCCUCCUUUCUGUGACAAGGGAGUGCCUGUCUUGUGACCAGAAGUCGACAACAUGGGAGAGCCAGCCAUGGAUAGGCCCCUAUCCUGCUGGCAACCUCCAGCUGUCAGCGGCAAUCCUGUUUGCUGGCGGGAGCCCCAGUGAGUCGCUGCGAGUGCUGAAGCAUUUUAACGUAGCAACGCACACACGCAGGACUUUCUUCCGACACCAGCAGAAAGUUUUGCAUCCAGCUAUCACCAAUCAAUGGCAGAAGCAACAGAACCAUCUGCUCACUGAACUGUGUGAACGGGGUCUGCCACUCACCAUUGGGGGAGAUGGGAGAGCGGACAGUCCAGGACAUUCUGCAAAGUUUGGGGUAUACACUGCCCUAGAAUUGAAUGUCAACAAGAUUGUUGAUUUUCAGCUGGUUCAGAGUAAUGAGGUGAAGGGUUCGUACCACAUGGAGUUGGAAGGUUUCAAGAGAGUUGUCAACUUUCUUGAUGACAAGGGACUAGUAAUCAGGAAGUUGGUAACGGACCGACAUAGACAACUUGCCAAAUACAUCAGAAUCACACUUCCACACAUUAUUCAUGUGUAUGAUGUCUGGCAUGUAUCCAAAGGUGUUGGAAAGAAGGUGCAUGCCUUGGCGAAGCAAAAGGAUUGUGAAGAACUUGUGCAAUGGGAACCAAGCAUCACCAACCACAUGUAUUGGGUGGCUGCAACUUGUGAAGAGGAUGAAGACGAUCUGAGGGUGGCCAAGUGGAAGUCUCUUAUGAACCACAUCCAAGGGAUCCAUGAAGGUCAUUCUGAAGUCUUUCCCAAGUGUCUUCAUGGUGACUUGCAAGCUCAAGGUCGCAAGAAAAAAUGGCUCACACCAGGCACAAAAGUCUGUGAAAAACUAACAGGUAUCGUGCAAAGCACCAUGUUGUUGAACGAUGUGAAAAAGUUGUCUGGAGACCAACAGACAUCUUCCCUGGAGUCAUAUCACAGUCUGGUGAACCGGUAUGCGCCCAAGCUGAAGUCCUAUUCGUAUGAAGGAAUGACUAGCAGGCUCAGACUUGCUGCUAUGGACUUCAAUGAAAAUGGCAACCGACAGCAGGCAAAAACGUUGAAAGGGGACAAGCGGUACAUGGUCAGCAAACCAAAGUACAAGCCAGGGAAGGCAUCAGUGAAAGCUGUUAAGGAAGCAAAAACAUUCAAAUUUGUUGAUGAUCUGAUGGAUGAGGUCAGACGAUUGUGCACAGGAUCAUCUCAACUGCCAGAGAGGAAGGAAGCCCCGCCAUCUUUAUGCAGUGAAUAUACCUUUCCUCCCAAGGAGGAACUUGUUCAGGAUCACCGAAGUCGUUUUAAUUAAAAUAAGCGAACUGUAAACCCUAUCAUGCUAAUAUCGUAUACAGCUUCAUGAUAAAUUGGAACGAAUGAAAGAUUGAACACAUAAGUUCAUUUAAGAGAAAAUUUAGUUACUCUAUUGAAGAAAAGAUUCCUUAUGAUUAAACAUGCCAUUUUCAUCUGAUGAACUAUAUUUUUUAGCGAAUUUUAUAUGAAGACAUACAUCUCUGAUGUACAUGUAGUUGUACAAAUAACAUUGUGAAGGCAAAACAGAUGACUGAGCAAUUUGAUACCUUUGCUUCAAAAUUAUUAAACAAAAAGAAUCAUAUCUAUUAUGGAAUUAUAUUUGUUUAAGUUUUGUUCAACAGUAAAGUCGACCACAUACUUGUGAGUGAUCAGUUACAUAAUUUUAAGGAAAUAUUGUUGGGAAAGAUUUGUUCAACAGUAACACAUGUACAAUUCUUCUUUGCAAGGAGUUUUGUUAGAAAUACUAUUCAUUUGAAACGUUGGUCAAUGAUUAUCAUGAUGAGUUGUGGUUCAAAAUCUCUCAUGCUGGCCGGUUACGACCACUGUAGCUCCAACAGUGGUUUCCAAAAGAAAACUUUCAUGGUCUAUACAAUUUCGGAAUACUAGUAACUGCAAUAAUUGUAUAAAAUUUUGAAGAUUUAAGAGCAUUAUCAGAAUGUUUUCUCUACUGUGUUAUUUGCAUGUAAUAAGUAGAUAUUUCUUUACAUAAAUGUGAUUGUAUUUAUAAAUGUAGAUGAAGUAGUUGAAGUACAUUUGAUAUGCAUGUCAAAGUAUUUCACGUUUUAGCCAGCUGAAUUUGAUGACUCGGAUAUGUGUCGUGUAGCUUAAAAAAAAUCUUGCAUGACCUGAAGCAACGGCUACUAAAAUCAGAAAACAUUUUUUUAAAGCAUUUUUACAAGCAACUCUGUAAGAAGUUAUAUAGCAUGUAUUACAUAGAUAUUUCUUUGUAUGAAUGUUAUUGUGUUUAUAAAUGUAGGUGAAGUGGUAGAAAUACAUUUGAAAUGCAUUUCAAAGUGUUCCAUGUUUUAAACAGCUGAAUUUGAUGAUUCAGGUAGCUUCCAAAAUCUUCCCUGAUGUAACAUCUACUAAAAUUGGAAAACAUUUUUUUCCCCCCAAUUUUUUCAAGCAUUUGUACAAGCAACUCUGUAAACUACCUCCAUGGUUAUACUUAUCUUGACCCAUUCAGGACAGGAAUUAAUUAACAACUAAAGUGAUCACAUUUCGUUCCUCAAAUGGGCAACAGCAAUAUUUAUUUUAAUGCUACAUGCUUCCAAUUGAAUGUGAUGUCUUUGAAACCAACAUACAUGGUUUGGAACUUGGAUAAUAUUUUUUAAACGCCAAUUUCGAUGAAAAACUCUGGUCUUCAAUUCUUCCAAUGUGUUGCCAAUUUGAGGAGUUUAAAGAUUAUCCUCAUAAAAUUCCUGGCAGUAUGGUCACUCAACAAUGAGUGCAAUGUAUGCAUAGUUUUUUUUUCUCUCUUUUACUAAUGUACCUGGUGUAAUUUUUAGAGCUCUGAAACAAAAAUGAUUUACCUUAACCACUUAAGGUCGAUUGUCCUGAACGAGUUAAGCCAUAACAUGUCUAUUGACCAGCUUAUAUUUAUUCAUAUUUAUGUCUCUUGCACUCAUUUCUACUUGCAAAUCAAUGCUUCUCUGAGAAUAUAAUAGUUUGCAGGAUUUUUUAAC